GAAUACGAGCGUUACAGCUGUAUUAUUUAAUUAAUUAUUUCCUUAUUUACGAAGGCAAUCUAAAACAGUUUUAUCAGUUUAAAUUGCGACUCUUUACAAAACACUACACCUUUUGCGAAUAAUAGUUUUUAUUUAUUUGGAAAUUUAUAGUUACAAGUGAUUGUAAGCAAAUAUUGUUAAAACAUGCCUCAAAUCAAACCGCAAACCCUAAAGACCUUUAUGAGACUUGUAUCAACGAAUAACCCCAAACAAGCCACUGCUCAAGCUGUUUCACUUGAUGGUAGGGACAGUUACUACCAGAAAAUCGGCAAUAAAGCUUUGGAUAGCAAAGAAGAUAUUAAACCAGAGGGAUGGUAUGAUGCCAUACCUUUCAAACGUAUUCCUGGUCCUAAACCCUUGCCUAUUAUUGGAAAUGUUUGGAGGUUCUUUCCUGGUGGAGAGUAUUAUAAUGUUCAAUUGAUUGAUUUACAUAAAAAGUUGCAGCAGCAAUAUGGUAAGCUGGCUUAUUUAAGUGGUAUACCGGGUAAACGCCCUAUAUUGUUUGCCUAUGAUCCUGAAGAUAUUGAACAGACUUUAAGGAAUGAGGGGCCAUGGCCUAUAAGGUUUGGUUUGCCUUCUUUUGCAUAUUAUAGAAAAUAUGUACGUGAUGAUGUUUUCCAGGGGGUAGGAGGAGUUCUGACUGUUCAAGGCGAAGAAUGGUUCCAAUUUAGAUCAAUCGUAAAUAAAAUUCUGAUGCAACCAAGAACUGCUGAGCUCUACGUAUACAGUAUGGAUGACGUAGCAAAUGGACUUAUUAGUAACAUACGAAGAUUUUCCAAAAAUAAUCCUCGAAGUGAAAUGCCCGACGAUUUUCAGAACGAACUUUACAAGUGGGCGCUUGAAUCAAUGGGGGUAAUUGCUUAUAAUACUAGAAUCGGUUGUCUGGAACCAAACUUAGAUAAAAACUCUGUUGGACAACGCAUGAUCGAUUCAUCAGUAGAACUCUUUGAACUGAUGUACCAGUUGGACGUUUUACCAUCACUUUGGCCAGUCUACAGUACCAAAGAGUGGAAAAGAUAUGUUCAAAUUUUAGACUAUAUGACUGAGGUUAAUCAAAAAUAUAUAGAAGAAUGCUUACAAAACACUAAUCCGGAUCCUAAUAUACCCGAUCAUGAACGAAGCGUUCUAGAAAGAUUAGCAAAGACAAAUAAGAAAGUAGCUAUUGCUAUGGCCACUGAUAUGGUGAUAGCCGGAAUUGAUACGACUGGUAGAACCAUGGCAAGCGCUCUGUACUUUUUAGCCAGGAACCCUGAUAAACAAGAACUACUGCGAGAAGAACUGAGAAAAUAUUUACCAAACAAAGAUUCUCCAGUAACCAAAGAUAUUCUACGAGGAUCACCAUAUUUAAAGGCCGUUAUAAAAGAAACUACCAGACUUUCUCCAGUUUCUAUUGGUACCCUCAGGACCACCGUUAAAGAUAUGGUGCUCUCUGGGUAUCAAAUACCAAAAGGGACCGAUAUAUUAGCAACAAACAUAAUUCCAUCAAUGGAAGAAAAGCACUUUAAAAUGGCAAACCAGUUCAUACCAGAACGUUGGUUGAGGACAACCGAGGGCGAAUUAUCUCAUAAAAAUGUCCAUCAAUUUGUUCAUUUACCUUUUGGAUUUGGACCGAGGUCUUGUAUUGGAAAACGGUUGGCGAAUUUGGAGUUGGAAGUUGGACUUUCUAAAAUUGUUAGAAACUUUAAUCUGUCAUGGCAUCACCCUGAUCCUAAAUUCGGUACGAAAUUGCUAUAUGGAAUCAUGGAUCCUUUAAGAGUUAAGAUGGAAGAAAUAGAAAAUUAGUUAAAUUAUAAAUUAGACGUAGUUAGAAAUAUUGUGUGUUUAUUUUAAAAUUAUAUAGGUUAUUUGAUGUUGUAUAUUUUGUAAUGUUUCUUAUUGAGUAAUAAAGUAUUUUGUUAUA
Anthonomus grandis grandis is the source of this 1939-nucleotide messenger RNA. Its product is annotated as cytochrome P450 CYP12A2-like. Bases 184 to 1821 code for a protein of 545 amino acids. The record is from RefSeq and is a predicted model, not a curated record. The transcript has 10 exons. Gene Ontology annotation, molecular function: monooxygenase activity; oxidoreductase activity, acting on paired donors, with incorporation or reduction of molecular oxygen; iron ion binding. Lineage: Eukaryota; Metazoa; Arthropoda; Insecta; Coleoptera; Curculionidae.